Galleria mellonella (greater wax moth) is the source of this 1248-nucleotide messenger RNA. RefSeq names its product sodium/potassium-transporting ATPase subunit beta-2-like. The transcript has 7 exons. Gene Ontology annotation, biological process: intracellular sodium ion homeostasis; sodium ion export across plasma membrane; intracellular potassium ion homeostasis. NCBI's taxonomy places the organism in Eukaryota, Metazoa, Arthropoda, Insecta, Lepidoptera, Pyralidae. The record is from RefSeq and is a predicted model, not a curated record. The coding region runs from base 49 to 999 and encodes 316 amino acids. Gene Ontology annotation, molecular function: ATPase activator activity. Gene Ontology annotation, cellular component: sodium:potassium-exchanging ATPase complex.
CGAAGCUGCCUACUAGAGUAGUCAGUUAGCGGCGGCGGAUCAGGCACGAUGGGCGCGGACAAGCCCAACGGCGUGGUGGACUAUUGCAGGAGACCGCCGCAGAGGCCGUUCUUCCAGCAAAUACAGUACGCCAUUUGGAAUCCAGAGGAGAGGACCUUCCUAGGGCGCACCGGGAAACGAUGGGGUGUCAUCGGUUUGAUCUACCUGGUGAUGUACAUCUGCAUCAUCAUAUUUUUCUCGAUCUGUAUGUGCGGUCUCCUGGCCACGAUGGAUGAAAGGAUUCCUUACUUCACGCUUGCUGACUCUAUUAUAGGCGACAACCCCGGCAUGGGCCACAGGCCGCUGCUGUUCGAGGAGGGCGCCCUCAUCUGGUACUCGGCUGACAACUCCACACAGGUCAAGAAGUAUGUGGACAACAUCAAUCAAUUUCUAGCACCCUAUGAAAACAAAAGCCUACUGAUCAACAAGGGCGUGAAUCAGCGCGAGUGCGGUGAUGUGAAGCCGCCGCGGGAGGAAGUGUGCGCAUUCGACACUAAGCAGUUUGGACCGUGCUCCAAGCAGAACAAUUACGGCUACUCCUCCAAAACGCCUUGUAUCAUCAUCAAACUAAAUAGGUUAUUCAACUGGAAUCCCGAUUUCUACGACGAUCCCGGCGACCUGCCCCCUACGAUGCCUCCAGACAUCAAGGAGUAUAUCAAUUCCACCACAACGGCGCAGCAACGUCGCAAAGUGUGGGUGUCGUGCAUGGGCGAGCGGCCAGCCGACGUCGACGCUCUGGGCCCUUUGAAAUAUUGGCCAUACCCUGGUCUGCCAGAGACAUAUUUCCCGUAUGACAACACGCCAGGUUACCUCAGUCCCCUGGUAGCAGUGCAGCUCCUCAAACCAACUUUGCACCAGAUUAUAAACAUUCGAUGCCGCGCGUGGGCUCGCAAUAUCAAAUACACGCCGAGUUUGAAGGAGAGGCUCGGCUCUACACAUCUCGAGAUUAUGAUCGAUUGAGUGGCCAGUUUACGUUUUAAUUUAUAAUUAGAAUCUGAAUGUUAGUCGAAUUUUUUCUCAUAAUUUUAUACAUUAAAUUAUUUUUAUAUUUAUAUUUUAUUUGUUUUUAAACGUACUUAUUGUAAGGUGAAAUUGAAAUCGUUAGCAUUGUUCGAGUUCUAACAGUAAAAAUACUGGUCAAUGUCAACGUCAAUUUAUUUAUUAAAGAAAAAUGAGAAAAAUGAUGUGGGAGACCAAAAUUGUUUUAUU